UUAAUUUUUUUCAAGGAAAUUUUCCCCUGAAUUUAUCACCUUUCAAGAUACCAGUUUUGUCUUGAAAAAAAGUAAGCAAAAUGUUCACUCCAAGCAGAAAGAGAACUGGGCCAUCUUCAAGUGGAAGAAGAUCCAACAUAUCAUUAAACACAACUCCCCGUCUCAACUCAUCCCUGAGGACAUCAGGAACCUCCAGAGCAUCUUUGCUACGAAAAUCUUUUGCCGGAAGGAGUCCAGCUGUUGGGAGCACUUCUCUUAUAUCAUCAUCAUCCCCAACUGUGACUUCUGUAUUCAAUGCCACUCACCAUAACAUUGAAUCUUACCCGUCCUCAUUACCUGUGCUAAUUACUGAAGCCAUUACACAAGCAGACGAUUUUUCUGAUAUUUCGGCUUCACUGGGUGAAAAUGGUUGGUCCAUUGUAGUCAUCAAACAGCAACUGUUUGUGUGGGCGCAUAAACCAAGUGGGUAUGUCAAGACCACAGUGUGCAAAGAGUUACGUCUGCCUGCUCCUGAAGAUGACCUCAUGCACACGUCGAGCAACGUGUGUUUGGACGUGGACGAAGACAGUGCUGCGGUUUCAGUUCUUGCUGUUACGAACAAUUUCCAUGUGCAACACUGGCCAAACAUACUCACUUCUACAAGUAAUUGCAAUGAACUGAAACACGAGGCUUUUGUGGAGAAUGAAACAUGCUUCAAUAUUACAUCAAUCCAGCCUUAUGGUUUCUUGGUGACAACUACCACUGGUGCGGUUUAUCAGCUUCAGACCACAAAGAACCAUCUGAUCUGUCACCAGCUCCACACUCCCAAAAGUUUAAUGUCAGGAAUUAGUCGGCGAGUAUCUUCGUUUUUCUUCACUCCCUCACAAGAAUCUAUCAAGAUAGUCCAAUCAUUCACCAAACCAACAAAGAUUGUUGGCGAGUUUGAGAUGCUUAUUCUAACAAGCAACUCCCUGCAACAGUGGAAAGUAUCUGCAGGAAAUACAGAGCAAGCCACAAUGCAGAUGGUUAAUGAAAUGGACUUGCAAGCAGUUCUGGCACCAAAACUCAAAACUAACAACAGCAGUAGCAGUGUGAAAAUCUGGCCCCUAGAUGUCAUGCGCGCGUCACGAAAAAAACAUGUAACUUGCCUGGUUGGAUUUUCUCAAUCAGAAUCAACUGUGAAAUUUGCUUUGUGUGUUUUCACUGAUCUAGGCAAACAAGAUGUAGAUAUCGUUAUGAUUGAGCAUUCAAGUGUAGCAGAGGUAUCUGACCCUCACUACUACCCAAGUUACAAAUUAGUGAUUGAGGAUCCUUCAUCAAGGUUCAUAGAUCACAUAGCUAUAUGGUGUGGGGAGCAACUUAUCCUGAAAAGUUUAACUGUAGAUGGAAGAAGCAAAAUGGAGGAUACAAUUCCUUUCAGCAACUCUGGUGAUAAACUUGUUGGAGCCGGACAGUGUGAUGGAAGAUACAUCUUCCUCAGCAUCUUCAAUGCUCUGCUCACUUGCUCUUCUUCCCUCCAGAGCAAACUCCCUCCUACUCUUGAAGAUUCAAUCCUUAACUCUUCUCUAUCUUCCACAAUGCCAUCUCUGGAUAACUCCUUGAACAGCAUACCGGGCACACCAGUGAUGACCCAAGCAAGAAUGGAGCAUUUGGAAACCAGUGGCAACACUGCUCAAAAGCUACAAGCUGCUUUUCUCUACUUUUGUCGAAAUAACCUUAGGCAAGCACAAUCAUUAGUAGACGAAGUCUUCCCAGAAGAGAAGUCAAAUCACCUCCUGGAUGGAGCUGUUGCAGUGGUGAGCACUGAUCUAUUAGAUGAUUAUCCUGCCUCGGAUCCAAGAUGGGCGGAAUCUGUAUCAGGUGCUGCAUCUGAAUACAGAGGAUCUGCCGGCUCUGUGAUUCUAAUCCACCAGUUGCAGGACAAACAAAAUGCUCAUUCUAUGUUCUUGAAAUUUUUAUCUGAGGUUGGGAUAUGGCAUCGCCUAACCACUAUAUCCCAUGGACAAAGACGUAACUCCACACGUUGGUUGCUGAGUGAACACUCAGAAAAACUGUGCGCUGCCAAUAACCUGCUGCAGAAACAUUCAAGUCACCAAGGUAUUGUGGACGCUGCUGUUAGAAAAGUGCUUGAUGCUAGAGGUACUACUGCCACACAUGGAGGACUCACUGCUAAGGAUUAUUUCUAUCGAGAAGUUUCAAAAAUAGAAGAAAUUCUUGAAUAUUUGAUUGAAGCCGAGGUCAAAUCGCUGUCCAAUUCUUCUCUAUCUUCUCAUGAGCGAUUUUCCAUCAUCUUGGGAGUUAAUGCAGUUUUUGAGGCAAUGCUGUUAAGUGCUUUAAAUUACCGACGCACAAAAACCCUUACAUUUGAAGACAGUGCGGCUAAAAAAGAAUUCAUUCCAUGGACUGUAGGAUCUGGUAGAGUGAGUGUUAGAACCAUCAUAUCUGAACAACACAAACUCACAAUAGAAAUGGGAAUCCCGAAUGCUAACGACAACCAGCAGAGAUCAGCUCUCUAUCAGUCCCUAGUGGUGCUUACAGAUCUAGUAAUGGAGGGUUACAAGGAGCAGCUUGAAUCUCUCUCAAAGUCAGAAGAUUUAUCAUCAAGAUGGGCGGAAGUGAAAUCUCAGCAUGACCGGCACAGAUCUUUGCUUAUUAAACCUUUACUUGAAAUUGGGCAACUCGACAAAGCUGCUGCUCUUGCUGAAAAAUAUGAGGAUUUUGAUAUUCUUAUUCAAGUGUGUGAGGAAUCUGGUGGGAAUGAAAGAUUAAUGGCGUAUAUGAAGAAAUUCAUGGACCAGGGGUUUUCAGAAUUCCUUUUCAAAUGGUAUAUAGAGCACAAAGAAUACGAAAAACUUUUAUCAUGUUGUGAAAACUCUCCAAUACAAAACCAACAACUAACUAAGUUUCUUAAUUCUCAUCCAAAACUAGCGUGGAUGCACCAAAUCCAGUCAGACAAUUACACAAGUGCUCAGGAGACACUACAGCACCUUGCAUCUUUAGAAGAAGACUUAUGUGCUGCCAAGAAAACUUACCUUAGCCUUGGAAAACUUGCUGCUGUGUUUUCAGACCAACCUGAAACAAAGAUCAAAGAAAAAAUUGAAGAAUUUUCACAACAGCAAGAGUUAGUCCAAUACCAAGAAACUUUACCAGCAGUGGUGCUAGAGAGCAUGCAGACAACCAUUGACACUAUGCCUGUAUACCAACCUACCAAACUUAUACAGUUAUAUAUUGGUGAUGUGAACCAGAAUGCAAAUGAGGUUGAUUUCAAGAAAGCUUUUGAACUGCUUAGAUACCUCAGUGAUACAGAUGAAGAGAUGGAAUAUGAUGUUGAGAAAUGGAAACUGAUAGUCUGGUGUCGAGCUAUAUUAAAGGACAGGUGGGCAGACAUAGACGUGUCAAUGGACCCAUUUGAAUCGUGCAGCCAUACUGUAUUGUUUAAGACCUUACAACUCGCCCAUACCUCAGGUCUGUUGGGUGAGAUAGUACCCGAAGUCGAUGAAUUACUAUCAUGUGACGAGCUAAAAGAACUCCGUAAAAGCUCGAAAUUCGAAUAUUUACUCCGUGCCAGCUUUGAACGUAUUCAGCGGACUUUGCUUGCCGCUUCGUAAAAUGGCCCAUCUAUCUAUUUUUUGUAAUCUGGUAUGGUUUUGAUAUACCCUGCGUGUGUAUAGUGGAGUGGGGUAAGAUGGGAUAUGUUUUUGUUUCAUUUUCUCGUCACAUUUGGUAGUAAACUAAUUUUUUUUCACAGUUCUGUGCUCGUACCCUCGCGGCUCUAAAUGAGCGUUGUUAAUUGUUAAAAACACGAUCAGGAGAUAUGGGUUUUACGUGCUAACAAUAUUUCAUCUUAUCCCGCAGUACCAUAAAGUAGGGUGGGGGAGGAUUGGACAGUUUUUAGCACAUAUUAUCCAAAUAUCGUUUUAAACAAGUAACAACGGUCCCCGGGAGUCGUGACUCGUGAGAGGUUUUACGAUUCUUUCAAUUUCCUAUGUUUACUACAAAAAGGGACGAUAAAAUAGAUUGAAAAGGUGUUCCACCUUCCCACACUACUAUAUAUAUUGUAUUUUGCUUUCACACUGCCAAUAACGAGCACUGCUAGGCACAGUCUUGCGCACACCCUCUAUAAAACAGAUACGGGUCAGUUACGUACCUUAAAAUCUGUCGCAUCGUCGUUUCUAAUACAGUCUUUAUCAUUCUCUACAAAGAAGUAGUGCCAACACUUAAAGUUCCUGUAACAAACCCUCGGCUAUCAGCGUAAAUAAAACUGAACAAUUUUCAAGCCACCGGUUUUUGUCAUGCAAGUAAGAGGCAUAGUUAUGAACAUUUUCUAAGCUACAUUUUGUUAUGGACAUAAUUAUUAUUUCAUACAAUAUAGCCGAUAGGAAAAGU
Messenger RNA from Ciona intestinalis (vase tunicate), 4365 nucleotides. The record is from RefSeq and is a predicted model, not a curated record. NCBI's taxonomy places the organism in Eukaryota, Metazoa, Chordata, Ascidiacea, Phlebobranchia, Cionidae.